This is a messenger RNA of Boleophthalmus pectinirostris (great blue-spotted mudskipper), 2890 nucleotides long. RefSeq names its product NLR family CARD domain-containing protein 3-like. The transcript is spliced from 10 exons. The record is from RefSeq and is a predicted model, not a curated record. Bases 187 to 2658 code for a protein of 823 amino acids. Lineage: Eukaryota; Metazoa; Chordata; Actinopteri; Gobiiformes; Gobiidae.
CUCAGGUGAGUCCAAGACGAGUCACAGAACAGACAGAGCAGGGCCUACAGUUGGCGUCACAAAUGUUGAUGGCGUCAGCUGCAAAAGAUCAACGUUUUCUGUCUCUACUUCGGUCCAGCUAAACGUUUUUCAACUUGUGUCUUGGGUCUAAACUCGCCUCUGGCAGCAGCAGAUCACAGGGGAAACAUGGACCCUGAGCUCAGGUCAGACACAUUCAUGUCCAUCCCUGUCAAAAGCAUCAAGAAGGAUCCUGCCUCCAGUGAGUCCCAGACUCCAGAAGGUCCUGGUUCCAGUCCGGCCCUGGGCAGUGAAUGGUCCAUGGGUCUCAGAGAAAAAUUCAAAGAGGAUCCUCCAGUGACCGACCUGAGGAGCCAGAGUCCAGAAGGUCCUGGUUCCAGUCCGGCCCUGGGCAGUGAAUGGUCCAUGGGUCUCAGAGAAAAAUUCAAAGAGGAUCCUCCAGUGACCGACCUGAGUUGGAAGGAUCUGGAGAGUCCCAAAUCUGAACUGGACGGCAUCUUUCAGCGUCUGGAGGAGCAGGUCCUGUCUUACGUCCAGCAGCAGCUGCAGAUGUUCCACAGGCUCCUGGACUCAGAUGAUCUAGAACUUUCUGAGGAUGAGGGGGCGGGGCUGAGCACAGACGUUCUGAACGUGGUCCUGAACUUCCUGUGGAGGAUGGACCAGGAGGAUCUGGCCCAGCGUCUCCAGAUCAGGACUAAAGUUGGAGUCAUUGAUAAACUGAGGAGUCAUCUGCAGCAGAGGUUCCACCGUGUGUUUGAGGGCGUGGUUAAAGCAGGAGACUCCGCCCCCCUGACCCAGAUCUACACAGAGCUCCAUAUCACAGAGGGCGGAGCCUCAGAGGUCAACCAGGAACAUGAGGUCAGACUCAUGGAGACGGCGUCCAGGAGACCGGCCGCUUCAGAGACCAUCACAUGUGAAGAGCUCUUUAAGCCCCGCCCACACUCAGAGGAGCCAAUCAGAUUAGUGAUGACGAAGGGCGUGGCUGGUGUGGGGAAAACAGUGCUGACUCAGAAGUUCAGUCUGGACUGGGCUGAAGGCCGGGGCCACCAGGACCUCCAGCUGCUGUUCCCCUUCACUUUCAGAGCUCUGAACGUGCUCAGAGACACACAGUUCAGCCUGGUGGAGCUGCUGCACCACUUCUUCAGUCCAUCCAAAGAUCUCUACAGCUUCCAACAGCUCCAGGUGCUCUUCAUCUUUGACGGUCUGGACGAGUGCAGACUUCCUCUGGACUUCGGCCGAACCCAGGUCCUGAGCGACCCCACAGAGUCCGCCUCAGUGCACGUGCUGCUGGUGAACCUCAUCAGGGGGAGCCUGCUUCCCUCCGCUCGCGUCUGGAUAACCACGCGCCCCGCCGCGGCCAGUCAGAUCCCUGCUGAGUGCGUCUCCAUGGUGACAGAGGUGCGAGGGUUCGCCGACCCGCAGAAGAAGGAGUACUUCAGGAAGAGGUUCAGAGACAAGGCCAAAAUGGUCAUCUCUCACAUCAAGAGCAUCCGCAGCCUCUACAUCAUGAGCCACAUCCCGAUCUUCUGCUGGAUCCUCUCCACAGUUCUACAGAAGCUUCUGGAACAAACAGAGGACCCAGAGCUGCCCCAGACUCUCACACAGAUGUACGUCCACCUUCUGGUGGUGGAGCUUAAACAGAAGAACAUCAAAUACCACGGGAAACUGCAGGCAGAUUCAGCCUGGUCUCUUGAAAACAAGAAGAUGGUGGAGUCUCUGGGAAAACUGGCCUUUGAGCAGCUGCAGAAAGGAAACCUGAUCUUCUACGAGAGUGACCUGAGCGAGUGUGGGCUGGACGCUGCAGCAGCCUCAGUGUAUUCCGGAGUGUUCACACAGUUCUUUAGAGAGGAGCCAGGCCUGUACCAGGACAAGGUCUACUGCUUCAUCCAUCUGAGUGUGCAGGAGUUUCUGGCUGCUCUUCACGUCCAUCAGACCUUCUACAGCUCUGGAGAGAACCUGCUACCACACCCUGAAAGACAAGAGUCUGAGGACUGUUCAGACACAGAGGACAACUCCUUUGUCCCCCCUGAGAUUCCUGAGUCUGAGAUAGCCUUCUACCACUCUGCUGUGGACCAGGCCUUAGAGAGUCCAAACGGACACCUGGACCUGUUCCUGCGCUUCCUCCUGGGGCUGUCUCUGCCGACCAAUCAGAGGCUGCUGCAAGGUCUGCUGACUAAGGCAGGAAGUGAUCGAAUUAUGAAGGACACAGUAGAGUACAUCAAAGAGAAGCUGGAUGAAGAGGAUCUGUCUGCAGAGAGAAGUCUGAACCUGCUCCACUGUCUGAACGAGCUCAACGACCACAGUCUGCUGGAGGAGAUACAGGAGAAAAUGAGAGGAGGUGGUCUCUCUAAAAGAGACUUGUCUCCUGCUCAGUGGUCUGCUCUGUCCUUCGUCUUACUGUCCUCAAACUCAGACCUGGAGGAGUUUGACCUGAGGAAAUACCAGCGCUCAGAGAGAGCUCUCCUGGGUCUGCUGCCGGUGGUCAGAGCCUCCACCAAAGCCCUACUGAGGUUCUGUGGCCUGUCCCUCACAGCUGUGGUCCUCUGGCCUCAGUCCUCAGCUCCUCCAGUCUCACACAUCUGGAUCUCAGUCACAACGACCUCGAGGACUCAGGAGUGGAGCUGCUGUGUUCUGGACUGAAGAGCGCCCCCUGCAGACUGGAGACGCUCAGGCUGUCUGGAUGUCUGGUCUCAGAGAGGGGCGGGGCUGCUCUGGCCUCAGCUCUGAGCUCCGCCCCCUCCCACCUCAAAGAGUUAGACCUGAGCUACAACCAUCCAGGACCCUCCGCCGAGCUCCUGACCGCUCUACAGGACCAGCGCCCCCUGCUGUCUCUCAGGUUGGAUCCUGCUGGAGAGCGCUGGAUGGUCCCAGG